GGGGACACGCGGGUUUAUAAAGCGUCCCCGGCCCCGCGCGGGUGCGGGAGCGGCAUCGGCACCGGGCGGGAGCGGGGCUCGAACCCUCGGCGCUCGGGUGCGCCCCGGGAGCCCCGGCGGGGCCACGGCAGCCCGCGGGCCAUGGAGCUGCCCGUGGAUGUGCCCAUGGAUGUGCCCAUGGAGCUGAGCACGGUGCUGCCCUCGGUGCUGCCCUCGGCCGCCGCCACCCCCUGGGGCAACGGCAGCGCCUGGGCCCCCCUGCCCGGGCACGGGGGCAACGAGACGGGCCCGCAGAGGGCCAAGAACGCCACGUCCAUCCUGAUCGCCAUCGUCAUCACCGCGCUCUACUCCGUGGUGUGCGUGGUGGGGCUGCUGGGCAACGUCCUGGUCAUGUACGGCAUCGUCAGGUACACCAAGAUGAAGACAGCCACCAACAUCUACAUCUUCAACCUGGCGCUGGCCGACGCGCUGGCCACCAGCACGCUGCCCUUCCAGAGCGCCAAGUACCUCAUGGAGACCUGGCCCUUCGGGGAGCUGCUCUGCAAGGUUGUGCUCUCCAUUGACUACUACAACAUGUUCACCAGCAUCUUCACCCUCACCAUGAUGAGCGUGGACCGCUACGUCGCCGUGUGCCACCCGGUCAAGGCCCUGGACUUCCGGACGCCGGCCAAGGCCAAGAUCAUCAACGUCUGCAUCUGGGUGCUCUCCUCCCUCAUCGGGGUGCCCAUCAUGGUCAUGGCGGUCACCAAGACAAAAGACGGGAUGGUGCUGUGCACCCUGCAGUUCCCCGACCCUCCCAUCUACUGGGACACCGUCACCAAGAUCUGCGUCUUCAUCUUCGCCUUCCUGGUGCCCAUCCUGGUCAUCACCAUCUGCUACGGGCUGAUGAUCCUGCGCCUGAAGAGCGUCCGCCUCCUCUCGGGCUCCAAGGAGAAGGACCGGAACCUGCGGCGCAUCACGCGCAUGGUGCUGGUGGUGGUGGCCGCCUUCAUCAUCUGCUGGACCCCCAUCCACAUCUUCGUCAUCGUCUGGACGCUGGUGGACAUCGACAAGAAGAACCCCUACGUGGUGGCCAGCCUGCACUUCUGCAUCGCCCUGGGCUACACCAACAGCAGCCUCAACCCCGUCCUCUACGCCUUCCUGGACGAGAACUUCAAGCGGUGCUUCCGGGAGUUCUGCCUGCCCUUGCGAGCCCGCGUGGACCAGAACAGCUUCUCCCGCGCCCGGAACACCACGAGGGAGCGGGUGUCCACCUGCACGCCCUCGGAGGCCCCCAACAAGCCGGCAUGACUAGGCGUGGGCAGCCCCCAGCGGGGCUGCCAGGGACGCGGAGGGGACGACCUGCGCUCGGAGGUCACCCAGGUCACCACCACGGAGUUCUGAGCAGAGCGGUGGCACCGCUGGGUGACGCCCCGGGGGUCGUGCCCACAAUGACUGCAAAGACUUUGGUCAUCCCGGAGAAGCGGGGUGGGGGAACUGGGACUCGCCAAGAGGAGUAAGGAGAGGAUCGGGACAAGAGGCAACCUGGGCAGAGCUGCUCUGCUGCUGCUCCCACCUCAACCAAGGCCACCCAACAAGGGCUGUCACCCUCCCAAACGUGGCUCUCUGCAGAGCCCAGGACACCAGGACUGCACUGUCCAUGUGCUUCACCUCCUGGGCCGAGGUGGCACCAUAACCCAUGGCAAGAGGGCAAACGCUCCCGUCGCAUAAGGGGGCUGUGCCAGGGGGUGAUUGUAGGACCAUGGAAUCAUUCAGGUUGGAAAAGCCCUCUGAGAUCGUGGAGUCC
This is a messenger RNA of Corapipo altera (White-ruffed manakin), 1786 nucleotides long. RefSeq names its product opioid receptor delta 1 (gene OPRD1). Bases 142 to 1290 code for a protein of 382 amino acids. Gene Ontology annotation, biological process: neuropeptide signaling pathway; G protein-coupled opioid receptor signaling pathway. Gene Ontology annotation, cellular component: membrane; neuron projection. Lineage: Eukaryota; Metazoa; Chordata; Aves; Passeriformes; Pipridae. Gene Ontology annotation, molecular function: G protein-coupled enkephalin receptor activity; neuropeptide binding. The record is from RefSeq and is a predicted model, not a curated record. The transcript has 3 exons.